AUGGAUGACGAAAGUGUAAUCCAGUAUGAAAGAUCGCUCGGGAAAGGAGCGUAUGGAUCCGUAUUUCUCAUCAGGAAUGAACUUAACGGUGAACGGUAUGCACUGAAAAGGAUAGACUUUCAAGGUAAUGAAGAAGAAUGUGUGCAAGCAAGACGAGAGGCAGAAAUUUUGUCCAAACUAAGUCAUGAAAAUGUUUUGAAGUACAUAGAGUCAUUCGAAGAUGAGGAUACUCUCAACAUUGUUACAGAGUUUUGUGAAGGGGGAGACCUGGAAGAUUACUUACGACAAAGGAAGGGUAAACAACUUGCAGAGCAACAUAUCAUUUUAUGGAUUCAACAGGUUAUGUCAGGACUGCAGUACAUACACGAGAAAAAGAUUUUGCACAGGGAUUUAAAGACUAAAAAUCUAUUCUUGACAGAAAAUCUUAAUAUCAAAGUUGGAGAUUUGGGCAUUGCUAAAGUUUUAGAGGGUGAGAAAGCCAAGGCUAUGACGUUUGUAGGAACCCUGACCUACAUGAGUCCGGAACAGUUUCAACAUCAACCAUACAACCAUAAGGCUGAUAUCUGGAGUUUUGGAUGCUGUGCCUAUGAGAUGGUAGCAUUGCGGAGAGCAUUCAAUAAACCCUCCUUGUUUCAUAAUGUACAGGAUAUCCAAAACGGAAAGUUGCCAGCAUUUCCCAGUGGUUACACUGAAUCAUUGAAGGACCUAGUGUUCUCUAUGCUGAAGACAAAUCCAAAACACCGCCCCAGUGCAACUAAGUUAUUACAGCAUGAUCUACUACAGGAUGCUACAAGUUGGAGGAUACAAGAUGUGGUGGUGUUGUCUGAAAUGGAGUCAAAAGGAAAACCCAACAAAUCCGCAAGAUUACGGAGGAGGAAAGACGUAGCUCAAGGAAAAUAUGCCAAACCUGACAUUCGGAUGUCGAUGUCCUGGAAAGACAUACGAAUGGAAAUUGACAAACAUGAACAGGAGGUGCUCAGUAACGUAAUAGAUAAACUUGCUCAGGUCACUCUUCAAAACAGUGCUAGUGGAUUCAUGGAUGAUACAAUGAGAGUUAAUGAAUCUGAAGAAAAUAGUACCAUGAGAGUUAAUCAGACAGGUACAGGUGAUUACGAUGACACCAUGAGAGUUAAUCGGACAGGUACAGGUGAUUACGAUGACACCAUGAGAGUUAGUCGGACAGGUACAGGUAAUUACGAUGACACCAUGAGAGUUAAUCAGACAGGUACAGGGGAUUAUGAUAACACAAUGAGAGUCAACAGCACAUAUGAAGGUGAUUACGAUGACACAAUGAGAGUUAAUAAUACAGGUACGAGCAAAUAUCGUGAAACCCUAGAGGAAAAUGAAAGCAAUGAUUAUGAUGAUACAUUUGUAACAGCACGCUCAGGAAACGAUACAAUAAACACAUUCUUAAGUGAUCACUUUGAGGAAUUUUACGAUGCAUCACAAAGUUUAUCGUCAACCGUAGCAACAGAGUUAGAAACUCUUUUACGUACAAGCUCUGAUUCGUUAUCUUCACUGAAAAUUAACAUGGUAUCAAAGGAUUUACUAGAGAAACAAGGACCCGAUGGUGAGGCUAUGAAAGGUAAAGAAGAGGAAGUGCUAGCUAGUCUGGAGGGCACCAUAGAUUUCUCUAGAAAUCCCAUCGCAGCAGCCAGAACUAUUGUGGAAGGAUUGAAGAAAAACCUAACCCCAUUCGAAGGUUCUGAUGAAGUAGAGACAGCACCACCACAGACCAACUCUUCUAGUCCUGAUGGAGGUAAAAAGAAAAGAAAGAAAGCUAGUUUUCUGGCCAAGAAAGUAGAGAGGAAAAAAAGUGAGACGACCUCACCUGUUGGCAGUUUGACAUUUCCUGAUUCGGAGAAAUAUACAGCACCUGUUGACCUUGUGACCUUGUACACCCAUGCUCAGAAAGCCACUUUCAAGAAUGUAAAAGAAGGAGGUGACAUGCCAGCAGCAGAAACCAUCCCAAAGGAGGAAGAGGAUGAACCAGUGGUAAUGAGACCUAAACGUGCACGUUCCCGUCGUUACGGUCGUGAUCCUUUCAACAGAAGGAAGACAACAGAUUCCAUCAGAGGCAUUCUAGCCAUUAUGAGUGUACCUGAGAACAAGGACAUCUGUGAUGACCAAGCAGCAUAUUUGCGGAGGGAAAUUGUGAAUGACCUUGGAAAGGACAUACUGGAUAAGUGUUUUGAUCUCAUGUCAAGUAUUCAAGACGACAACAUUUUACAGGUGGUGCUACAAGAUUUAAUUGGACCAAGGAAAUAUGAGGAAUAUAGAAUGCACUUGUUCUUGCUGAGGAUGUUUGAACUAAAUUCAAUAGCUUCAUAUUAGGAUGCUCAGAUCAAACAUGUUUGGCUUUGACCACCGUAAUUAUUUUUUCAAAUACAGAU
Ylistrum balloti is the source of this 2393-nucleotide messenger RNA. Its product is annotated as serine/threonine-protein kinase 3-like. Gene Ontology annotation, biological process: protein phosphorylation. The transcript is spliced from 15 exons. NCBI's taxonomy places the organism in Eukaryota, Metazoa, Mollusca, Bivalvia, Pectinida, Pectinidae. Gene Ontology annotation, molecular function: protein kinase activity; ATP binding. The record is from RefSeq and is a predicted model, not a curated record. Bases 1 to 2334 code for a protein of 777 amino acids.